AUGUUAUUUGAUGAUUAUGGAAAUCUAAAUAAUUGGUGGCAACAAGGAACAGCUCGAAGUUUUGAUGAACGUGCUCAAUGUUUUAUUGAUCAAUAUACUCAAUAUCGUAUUGGUAAUAAACAUAUCAAUGGAUUAUUAACACUCGAUGAAAAUAUUGCUUAUAAUGGCGAUCUACGGAUUGCAUAUGCAGCUUAUAAACGUUAUUUAAACCGUCAUCAUUUACUAUCGAAUACAUCUUUAAAAAAAUCGCCAACAGCAAAUUUUACUUGGUCUUAA
Messenger RNA from Rotaria sp. Silwood2, 276 nucleotides. The record is from the annotation of a GenBank genome assembly. NCBI's taxonomy places the organism in Eukaryota, Metazoa, Rotifera, Eurotatoria, Philodinida, Philodinidae.